CAAAGCUAGCCAGCGAUGUCAAAGCUAGCCAGCGAUGUGUAGUUUAUGAUAUUAUUCUCUUUAUUUUAAUAGCUAGCUAGAUAACUGUAAACAUAAAAACUGUUUCGUUGAAAAGUGGCCAAAAGCGUCGGGGGACAAUGUCGAAUUCCGUGGUCGAGUUCCAGGUGCAGAUAGCCUCAAUCAUGGAGGUGCUAGCCAACGCGGCUGUAGCCGAAAUCUGCAAAAUUGUUGACGAUGGCUAUGCGGUUGUACAUCUGGAGAUGACUCAAAGCCACAAGGACAACGAAUUUCUCCGGAGGAAAUUGAAAUUGAUGGAACUUCAGAUCGCCAAGUUUCGAGCAGAGAGAACAAAGUUUUCAGAGGGGUCCGUCCACAAUCGCUUCCAUGGAAUACGCCUCCUAAACAGAAACAGCAAUCGAGAGAAGGCAAUGACAGGACCUACUUGGCAAAGCAGAGCCAGACUUUCCAACAGGAGUUUUGGGAACAGCAGCAUACCAAGAGACAGACAGCCCAUAGACGUGGACCAAGAGGAUGUCUCUCCAUCAAAGCAUAUGGCUGCUACAAGUGAUGAGCAGUCAGCAGAGACAGAGGAAGGGGAACCAGACCUGCUCAUCAUCAAGGAUGAGGGGGAAGCAGAUGACCAGGACUCUAGGUCCAGACACCCAGCCAGAACAGAGGGCAGCAGAGAGCUAACCACCCAACUGGCUGCAGCCACCACAGAGGACCCCGCCUUCCAGUCCAGUGGCCCCAGAGGCAACAACAACUACAACAACACUACUAUGGAGCAGUCAGCAGAGACAGAGGAAGUGGAACCAGACCUGCUGAUCAUCAAGGUGGAGGGAGAAGCAGAUGACCAGGACUCUAGGAUCAGUCACCCAGCCAGAACAGUGGAGGGCAGCAGAGAGCUAACCACCCAACCGGCUGCAGCCACCACAGAGGACCCCGCCUUCCAGUCCAGUGGCCCCAGAGGCAAAAACAACUACAACACCACCGCUAUGGAGGCCAAAUCUACUGUGGAACAGGGGGACACAGAGGGGGAAUAGAGUCUGGACAGACAGAGAAGUGUCCCCCUGACACUCACAACGCAGCGCUAUGUGGAACUGUAGGGUUGAGGUUCAAGCAGACACUACGUCACUGCCAAAUCUAAGGGUAGAGCUCGACAAUUCAAGUCCCUUGGGUGCUGCCAUGGAGUUACAUUAGAAGUUCACAUCCAAGAAGGCUCAAGGUCAUUGGCCACAACCAUUACACAACAAGUUGGAAAUAGCAAAUUCAACAAUUAGUGGUUUGGAAGGGAUCAGUGGCUAACUGCAAGCAUUACAAAGGAAUCACUAACCUGCUAUUCAGUGGAGUUGGUGUGUGGUCCCAAUUUUCAGUUUAAGGUUGUCUUUUCCAAAUUUAAAAUGAUAAACAUUCAAUAUUGACCAUGCUGUCAAUCCAGCAUGAUUUAUGCUGCGCUCAAAACAACUGUUAACUCAGAACUGGAAAAUCUGACUUCAGUGAAUUCAAGACAACAGAACUCAAGCUCCGACUGGGAAAAUACGUUUUGAAAGGUCAUCUAACUCGGAAUUGUAAAUCAGGAACUCGGGCCUCUUUCUAGACCUGAAGAUCACUGAAGUCAUCAUGAUUCAACCUUGUUUUUUUUUGAGUUCCCAGUUGUCUUGAAAGCACCAUAAAUCCAGAGAAUGCCUGACUUUGAUGACAAAGUUUGAUGAAAAAAUUAGCCCACGAAGGACUAGUCCAAAAAUGUCUUGUAUGCUGCUGCAUAAAUGAUGUAAUAUAACAGGGAGAUAUGUAUACUGUAGCUAAGAAAGUAAUACUAAGUGUAUGUUGUAUAGUAAGCUGUUAGUAACCCAUGUGCCUCACCCUAAUAAUGUGGUCUAUUUUCCCCUCUUAAUUUCACCUAUUGUUCUGACUUGGUGGUGCACAUGUAGCCUAUAACCUGUUUUAGAGAAAUGUAAUCAUUGGAUAUUGUAA
Messenger RNA from Salvelinus fontinalis (brook trout), 1974 nucleotides. RefSeq lists its product as uncharacterized. NCBI's taxonomy places the organism in Eukaryota, Metazoa, Chordata, Actinopteri, Salmoniformes, Salmonidae. The record is from RefSeq and is a predicted model, not a curated record. Bases 138 to 1043 code for a protein of 301 amino acids. The transcript is spliced from 5 exons.